Molecule: messenger RNA, 1817 nt
Organism: Brachypodium distachyon (stiff brome)
Lineage: Eukaryota; Viridiplantae; Streptophyta; Magnoliopsida; Poales; Poaceae
Product: GATA transcription factor 2
Exons: 2
Coding region: 473-1558 (361 amino acids)
Biological process (GO): regulation of DNA-templated transcription
Molecular function (GO): zinc ion binding; sequence-specific DNA binding
Source: RefSeq, a predicted model, not a curated record
ACACAAGUGGUGGAGCACAUGAAUGUGGGUGGGUAGAGAAAGAAAGAGAGGGGCCGGAUGGGUGCUGGGGACCUGCCCCUAUACUGGGGUUGCAGUUUCCUCUCCUCUCCGCACUCUAAUCCCCUACCUCCUCUAAUCGCACCACCUUAACUCUCUCUCUCUCAUCCCUCUCUUUGUGUCUACGGAGUACUGUAUUAAUUACUCCGCAACAACCCUUCUUACUGGUGACUGAUUGGAGGGAGCUCGCUCUUCAAAGCCCCAUGAGAACGCACUUCUUCACCCCCAUCUCGUCACCUCGCACAUGAGAAGAGCUCCUCUCUUUCUCUCUCUAGACCGCUUUAUAUACCUUCUCGCACACUCCCUCCUCACUGCUAGCUCAGCUCGUACUGGAACGGGCCAGUAUCGUCACUGCUCAUUUUAAGCAACCUCCAAUUCAGUACGCGGUACACAGCUAGCGAGCUAGUUUUCCGGGAUGGCGUCGGAGUGGGAAAUUGCCAUGGGCGUGGAGCUCGGCAUGGGAAUGGGCGCGUACAACACCACCUCCAGCGCCGGCGCCGCUGCACCGAUGGGCCACCACGCGGGCGGCGGCUACCAUUUCUACGGGAUGCAGCCGAUGGGCGCCGCCGACCCUUCCAUGCGCGUGGACGAGCUCCUCGACCUCUCCAGCGCCGGCGCCGGCGCGCACGACUUCUUCCCCGCCGCCGCCGCGGACAACGGGCACUACCACUACCACCACCUCGGCCCCGGCGUCGGCGAGCCGUCGGCGGCCACUACUCCGUCCGCCACGUCGUCGGAUCACCAGACGUCCAUGCUCUCCUUCGCCGACGAGUUCUACAUACCCAGCGAGGAGGCCGCGGAGCUGGAGUGGCUAUCCAAGUUCGUGGACGACUCCUACUCCGACAUGCCGAAUUACUCCUCGGCCGCACACGCGGCAAUGGCGAAGGCUGCUGCCGCGGCCAGUAACAGCCCGGCUGGUCAGCAUGGCAGCUGCAUCACAGCGGCGGCUCCGCCGGGCCGCGGCGCGCGGAGCAAGCGGUCCCGUGCGAGCGCCGCGGCCGCCGCCGCGUGGCACUCCCUGAUGCCGCGCCCGCCUUCGCAGUCAUCGCCUUCCUCCUCGUCCUGCUCGUCGUCCGACAUCCCGGCGUCCUCGAACAAGCCGGCCCGGCCCAACAACAGCAACGGCAGCCGCGGCAAGAAGCAGGGCCCCCCCGUGGCGGACCAGUCCGUGGGCCUGGUGGAGGGAGGCGUGAGGCGGUGCACGCACUGCGCGUCGGAGAAAACGCCGCAGUGGCGGACGGGCCCGCUGGGGCCCAAGACGCUGUGCAAUGCCUGCGGGGUACGGUUCAAGUCGGGCCGGCUGGUGCCCGAGUACCGGCCGGCGGCCAGCCCGACGUUCCUGCUCACGCAGCACUCCAACUCGCACCGCAAGGUCAUGGAGCUCCGCCGGCAGAAGGAGAUCGUCCUCAUCCGCGGCAGCCACCCCUCGGUGCCGACGGGGCCCGCCGGGGCGGCGACCGUGAAGCCGGAGCUCCUCUUCCGUGACUACGGCAUCUGUUAAAUAAUUAAGCACCGGAUGUGCCUGCGUACGUACGGAUGGAGCUAGCCACGGCAUGCAUCGCGCGCAGCCUCGCUGGAUCGAUUCCUUUUGCAAAAUUCUCCCGUCUCCUCUACUUCUUUCUUACCUUUUUUGCCUUCUUGUUCCAGAUUUCUUUUUCAUCUUUCUGUUAAUUAAUUUGUUAGUACGUGCCUCCCUUUUAAGUUCUACUACCCUGAGAGAUCGAGAUCAAUAUCAAUUACAUGUUGGUAUAAUUCCCAUC